Molecule: messenger RNA, 4154 nt
Organism: Tupaia belangeri chinensis (Chinese tree shrew)
Lineage: Eukaryota; Metazoa; Chordata; Mammalia; Scandentia; Tupaiidae
Gene: EHMT2
Product: euchromatic histone lysine methyltransferase 2
Exons: 28
Coding region: 23-3874 (1283 amino acids)
Biological process (GO): negative regulation of transcription by RNA polymerase II; peptidyl-lysine dimethylation
Cellular component (GO): nucleus; chromatin
Molecular function (GO): zinc ion binding; histone H3K9 methyltransferase activity; p53 binding
Source: RefSeq, a predicted model, not a curated record
UCCUCUCCUCUUGGCCCCAGAGAUGCGGGGACUACCGAGAGGGAGGGGGCUGAUGCGGGCCCGGGGGAGGGGUCGUGCGGCCCCUCCGGGCAGCCGAGGCCGCGGAAGAGGGGGGGCUCAUAGAGGAAGAGGUAGGCCCCGGAGCCUACUCUCUCUUCCCAGGGCCCAGGCAUCCUGGGCCCCCCAGCUCCCUACCGGGCUGACCAGCCCUUCUGUUCCUUGUCUCCCCUCCCAGGGGGAGGCCCCCGCUGAGAUGGGGGCGCUGCUGCUGGAGAAGGAGCCCAGAGGAGCCACGGAGAGAGUUCAUGGCUCUUUGGGGGACACUCCCCAUAGUGAGGAGACCUUGCCCAAGGCCAACCCUGACUCCCUGGAGCCUGCUGGCCCCUCAUCUCCAGCCUCUGUCACCGUCACCGUCGGCGAUGAGGGGGCUGACACCCCCGUGGGGGCCACACCACUCAUUGGAGAUGAACCCGAAAAUCUUGAGGGAGAUGGGGACCUCCAUGGGGGCCGACUCCUGCUGGGCCAUGCCACAAAGUCAUUCCCCUCUUCCCCCAGCAAAGGGGGUGCCUGUCCCAGCCGGGCCAAGAUGUCAAUGACUGGGGCAGGAAAGUCACCCCCAUCUGUCCAGAGUUUGGCUAUGAGACUGCUGAGUAUGCCAGGGGCCCAGGCAACUGCAGCGGCAGGACCUGACCCUCCUCCAGCCACCACCGGCCCAGAGGGGCAGCCCAAGGUCCAUCGAGCCAGGAAAACCAUGUCUAAACCAGGAAACGGGCAGCCUCCAGUCCCUGAGAAGAGGCCCCCCGAGGUACAGCAUUUCCGGAUGAGUGAUGACGUGCACUCUCUGGGGAAGGUGACCUCAGACGUGGCCAAAAGGAGGAAGUUGAACUCCGGAGGUGGCCUGUCAGAAGAACUGGGUUCUGCCCGGGGUUCCGGAGAAGUGACCCUAGAAAAGGGGGACCCUGGAUCCCUGGAAGAGUGGGAGACAGUGGUGGGUGACGACUUUAGCCUCUACUAUGAUUCCUACUCCGUGGACGAGCGCGUGGACUCUGACAGCAAGUCUGAAGUCGAAGCACUGGCUGAACAACUGAGUGAAGAGGAGGAGGAGGAGGAGGAGGAAGAAGAGGAGGAAGAGGAGGAGGAGGAGGAAGAGGAGGAGGAGGAGGAAGACGAGGAGUCAGGGAACCAGUCAGAUAGAAGUGGCUCCAGUGGCCGGCGGAAGGCCAAGAAGAGAUGGCGGAAGGACAGCCCGUGGGUAAAGCCGUCUCGGAAGCGACGGAAGCGGGAGCCUCCACGGGCCAAGGAGCCACGAGGAGUGAAUGGUGUGGGCUCCUCAGGCCCCAGUGAGUACAUGGAGGUCCCUCUGGGGUCCCUGGAGCUGCCCAGCGAGGGGACCCUGUCCCCCAACCACGCUGGGGUGUCCAAUGACACAUCUUCGCUGGAGACGGAGCGCGGGUUCGAGGAGUUGCCCCUCUGCAGCUGCCGCAUGGAGGCGCCCAAGAUCGACCGCAUCAGUGAGAGAGCGGGGCACAAGUGCAUGGCCACCGAGAGUGUGGAUGGAGAGCUGUCUGGCUGCAACGCGGCCAUCCUGAAGCGGGAGACCAUGCGCCCGUCCAGCCGCGUGGCCCUGAUGGUGCUCUGCGAGACCCACCGCGCCCGCAUGGUCAAGCACCACUGCUGCCCGGGCUGCGGGUUUCGCUGCUCCCAGGGCACCUUCCUGGAGUGCCACCCAGACUUCCGCGUGACCCACCGCUUCCACAAGGCCUGUGUGUCCCAACUGAAUGGAAUGGUCUUCUGUCCCCACUGUGGGGAAGAUGCUUCGGAGGCCCAGGAGGUGACCAUCCCCCGGGGGGACGGGGGGACUCCACCAGCCGGCACUGCAGCCCCUGCGCCCCCACCCCCCCCGGCGGCCCCGGCAGCCCCGGCGCCCCCCCCUCGGGCCCAGGACGCCCCGGGGAGAGCCGACACUUCCCAGCCCAGCGCACGGAUGCGAGGGCACGGGGAGCCCCGGCGCCCGCCCUGCGACCCCCUGGCAGACACCAUCGACAGCUCCGGGCCUUCCCUGACACUGCCCAAUGGGGGCUGCCUCUCAGCCGUGGGGCUGCCGCUGGGGCCGGGCCGGGAGGCCCUGGAGAAGGCCCUCGUCAUCCAGGAGUCGGAGAGGAGGAAGAAGCUCCGUUUCCACCCGCGGCAGUUGUACCUGCUUGCUUACCACUUGUCCCUCCCUCUCCCGGUGUGGCGGGCUCUCCCCGCAGUGGACAACCUGGACCCCAACUUCCAGAGCGACCAGCAGAGCAAGCGCACACCCCUGCACGCGGCCGCCCAGAAGGGCUCCGUGGAGAUCUGCCACGUGCUGCUGCAGGCUGGAGCCAACAUCAACGCAGUGGACAAGCAGCAGCGGACGCCGCUGAUGGAGGCCGUGGUCAACAACCACCUGGAGGUGGCGCGCUACAUGGUGCAGCGCGGGGGCUGUGUUUACAGCAAGGAGGAGGACGGCUCCACCUGCCUUCACCACGCAGCCAAGAUUGGGAACUUGGAGAUGGUCAGCCUGCUGCUCAGCACCGGGCAGGUGGACGUCAACGCCCAGGUCAGCGGGGGCUGGACGCCCAUCAUCUGGGCCGCUGAGCACAAGCACAUCGAGGUGAUCCGCAUGCUGCUGACGCGGGGCGCCGACGUCACCCUCACUGACAAUGAGGAGAACAUCUGCCUGCACUGGGCCUCCUUCACCGGGAGCGCGGCCAUCGCGGAGGUCCUCCUGAACGCCCGCUGCGACCUCCAUGCUGUCAACUACCACGGGGACACGCCCCUGCACAUCGCGGCCCGGGAGAGCUACCACGACUGUGUGCUGCUGUUCCUGUCCCGUGGGGCCAACCCUGAGCUGCGGAACAAGGAGGGGGACACGGCAUGGGACCUGACUCCUGAGCGCUCCGACGUGUGGUUCGCGCUCCAGCUCAACCGGAAGCUCCGGCUCGGGGUGGGGAACCGGGCCAUCCGCACCGAGAGGAUCAUCUGCCGGGACGUGGCUCGGGGCUAUGAGAACGUGCCCAUCCCCUGUGUGAACGGUGUGGACGGGGAGCCCUGCCCUGAGGAUUACAAGUACAUCUCCGAGAACUGCGAGACAUCCACCAUGAACAUCGACCGCAACAUCACACACCUGCAGCACUGCACGUGUGUGGACGACUGCUCCAGCUCCAACUGCCUGUGCGGCCAGCUCAGCAUCCGGUGCUGGUAUGACAAGGACGGGCGGCUGCUCCAGGAAUUUAACAAGAUCGAGCCCCCGCUGAUUUUCGAGUGUAACCAGGCAUGCUCCUGCUGGAGGAACUGCAAGAACCGCGUGGUGCAGAGCGGCAUCAAGGUGCGGCUACAGCUCUACCGGACAGCCAAGAUGGGCUGGGGGGUCCGGGCCCUGCAGACCAUCCCGCAGGGGACCUUCAUAUGCGAGUACGUAGGGGAGCUGAUCUCCGAUGCCGAGGCCGACGUGAGAGAGGACGACUCUUACCUCUUCGACUUGGACAACAAGGACGGAGAGGUCUACUGCAUCGACGCCCGUUACUACGGCAACAUCAGCCGCUUCAUCAACCACCUGUGUGACCCCAACAUCAUCCCCGUCCGCGUCUUCAUGCUGCACCAAGACCUGCGCUUCCCACGCAUCGCCUUCUUCAGUUCCCGGGACAUCCGGACCGGGGAGGAGCUGGGGUUUGACUAUGGCGACCGCUUCUGGGACAUCAAAAGCAAGUACUUCACCUGCCAGUGUGGGUCCGAGAAGUGCAAGCACUCCGCAGAGGCCAUCGCCCUGGAGCAGAGCCGCCUGGCCCGCCUGGACCCCCACCCCGAGCUGCUGCCAGAGCUCGGCUCCCUGCCCCCCGUCAGCACCUGAGAACGGACCACGGCCCGCCCCACCCCGAGGGCCACCAGCUCCCCAGCUGCCCCUGCCACUGGGCGCUGCCCUCUCCCCACUGCCCCUGCACACAUUCCUCAGCAGAGCCCCAGCCAGGCCCUGGAGGUCUGACAGCCCCUCUCUCCCAGAGCUGGCUCCUCCUGGGAGGUGACUUCAGGGCUGGCCGCCCCACCCCCACCCCAGCCCAUGUUUGAUGAAUUGAAAUCGGGCCUCUAUGCCACCUGGGUUUUUGUUCUCAAUAAACGUUGGGUUUAGUAUA